Messenger RNA from Phycomyces blakesleeanus NRRL 1555(-), 1143 nucleotides. RefSeq lists its product as hypothetical. The transcript is spliced from 9 exons. Bases 1 to 1143 code for a protein of 380 amino acids. The record is from RefSeq and is a predicted model, not a curated record. NCBI's taxonomy places the organism in Eukaryota, Fungi, Mucoromycota, Mucoromycetes, Mucorales, Phycomycetaceae.
AUGAGCGACACUGACGAGACCAAAAACAAAAAUCAGACUAAUCAACAACCAACUGUCGGUGGCUUACCGAGACCUUUAACCCCCAACAACAUUGCUGUCAUAUAUGCUCCUGCAACAGUAUCAAGACCCCGGGCCUUUUCCACUUCUAUUCUUCAAUUGACACAAUUUGGCCAACCUGCUCCUUCAUCUCGUUUCCUCUUCCUUAAACAUUUCAACUAUACUUACAGCUCUACUUCUUCAUACCCUUGUCAUACAUCUCUACCGUGGUUGCACCACGUUCAUGAAACCUUAAUUGAUUGUGUCACUGAUGAAGGUCUAGCCGGCCUCAAAUACGAGCCUUCCGUAGAUUACGACAAUCCUAUACGAGCUGAUUAUUUUCUUACUACGAUUACUCUAUCUUUCGGUACAGCUCAUACCGAAAGAGGUUUAUGGUGUGCUGACUCUCGACUGAAAAUACCCUCAUAUUUCCAAGAACGCUUCUCUGUGUCUUUACAGGAAAAGGCAAUGAAAAGCAAACUCGAUCGACUUAUACAUAAAUACAAGAUCUACCAUAUCCGAGAUACACAGCUUGUUGUUGUCGAACGAUGCCUCAAGAGACCUGUUGCGACUAAGACAGCGCAAAAACAUAUUCCUUUUUUACGCCACUCUGUUUCAAAUGCGACCUGCAGUACGCCUAGUACUAAGGCUGACGCUGCUAGUGCAUUCUAUGGGGAGGUUUAUACCGCUGAUCCUACUGAUCACUCGACCAUUGACGAUUUUCUCCACAAUGUUCCUGAACAUGAUGUAUAUUCCGACAUGGACACGACUAUCUAUAGUCGUGCUCUUUUACAUGCACACCCGCCUCCAAGUCACUGGGUUAAGCAAUACCAGACUGGCCUUUUUAAAAGGCAGUUAAUUACCAAUAAUGGGCUUAUGAGCCGCAUAGCUAUGGAACAGACACAACUCUCCUCCAUUGACUCCCGAGCUUUGGAACGAUUUUGCUUUCCUGGUAUCAUUGUCCACUGUAUUUCCAAACUUUUCUUCUCUAUUGACGUAUCUGUUAAUGACAAUGCAUUUAUUUCACCUUCUAUAGAGCAACAACAGGGACUUUUCCAAGAAGAUCCAUUGUCACUCUUCCAUCUCGCCUUUGAGCCCUUGCCCUGA